CCUCUCUCUCUACUUUGUGGAUCAUUCAACUUCUCUCCUACGAACCUUUCUCUCUGCUUCUCUUCCUUAAUUUUAAUUACUCUCUUCCGAAUUUGCCCCUACGGUUUUUUUUUCUCUAAUUUGCUUUAAAAAUGGCCGGGACCCUAGUUUACUCCGCCGGGUGUUUCUCACCGGCAAAUUCCCUUCUUCCUCAACAACAACAACACAAGACGACCAGAUCAUCAUUUAACGGAACCGCAAGGUUUCCCAACGGAGCUCGGUCUUCGUUUAGGGUUUCAUCAGCUCAGACGCUUAACGCCGAGCCAGCUAUGACGGAAUCCGUUCGUCGGCGAGUUUCGAGCCUCUACGAAUUACUGAAAGUGAACGAAUCGGCUUCGCUGACGGAGAUCAAGACGGCGUACCGGAGUUUGGCUAAAGUUUACCAUCCGGACGCGUCGGAAUCGGACGGUCGAGAUUUCAUGGAGAUCCACAAAGCUUACGCGACACUAGCGGAUCCGACGACCAGAGCGAUCUACGAUUCGACGUUGCUCAGAGCACCACGUAGACGGGUACACGCUGGAGCGAUGGGUCGGUCGGGUCGGGUUUACGCUACGACCCGGAGAUGGGAGACGGAUCAGUGUUGGUAGUUUUAGUUUUGAUUUCGGGUUUUGCAGCAGCGAAAAGGCACUUUUUGACUUGUUUUUUUUCCCCUUUUUUAUCACAUUUUUUUUUUCCUUGUUGGAAAAUUAAGAGUGGGGGAAAAUUAAGUUGUUUUUUUUUUUAAUCCGCCAUUUCUGUGUGUUUUUUUUUUUUUUUUUUAACUUAAGAAGUUAACAAUGUAUAAAACAAGAGAUUAUGAAUAGAGAGACUGUGACAUGUAUAUUAUCAAUCUUUUACUCUA
Molecule: messenger RNA, 880 nt
Organism: Camelina sativa (false flax)
Lineage: Eukaryota; Viridiplantae; Streptophyta; Magnoliopsida; Brassicales; Brassicaceae
Product: chaperone protein dnaJ 11, chloroplastic
Source: RefSeq, a predicted model, not a curated record